AGGCAUUUAGGGAAGAACUUCUGUGUGUCUCUAUCUGCCUUUCAAGUGAUUAUGAAAUACAUAAAAAGUAAAAGAAAUUUCUAGUUGCCUUUAAAAGACACCUGGAUUUCUGGAAAUUAAAAGACCUUUAUUGAGUAAUCCUCCCAACACAUUGCUCACCAAAAAUAUACCUGAAUGCGUGUGUGCUUUCUGUAGUUGUCUAAAUGGCUUCAUGAACACUGGUGACAUGUUGGCAGGAAGCCAGCGGCCGGAGCAGAGGACACGUCGUGGUGUGUGCUGGGCAGUGGUUCCGCGAGUUGAGUCCCAGGCCACCUUCCUGCACAGCAUGGCCGGCACUGUGCUAGGAGUGGGUGCAGGGGUGUUCAUCCUGGCCCUGCUCUGGGUGUUGGUGCUGCUGCUGUGUGUGCUGUUAUCCAGAGCCUCAGGGGUCGCUAGGUUCUCUGUCGUUUUUGUGUUCCUCGGUGCCCUGAUCAUCACGGCAGUCCUGUUGCUGUUCCCCCGAGCCAGUGAAUUUCCAGCCCCGCAGGUGGAGAUUAAGAGUGGUGAAGGCAGCUGUCCAUCUGGAUUGAUGCAGAUGUGACUAUUGGAAGAAGCAUUCAGAGCAAACGCUGUUUCGAAAUCAGUCCAGCUCUUCUCUGUCAUAUGAACGUCAGACCCAGAAGUAGGAGAAUUGGGUUUGAGCAAAAUAUGUUCGUCAGCAUGGCCGGCAGAAACAGAGUUCUCAUCUUCAGGCUUCGAGGCCUGACUCCUGCAGCAGCCUGGCUCAAUACUGUAUCAAUAAUACAUGGCCUGGGCCUUCUGCAUCCAGAGCCUGCUAAUUGGCUAAUUAAAAAGUGAAACAUGUCGAACAAGCAAACGUGUAGCCCGCCAGAGACUUUUUCUGUACGGGGGCCAAGGUCAAAAUUAUGUUAACGCUGUUUAAUCUAACUGACCUUUGCUGGAAGUUGACUGUAGGGGGAAGCUCUGGAGCAGCUGGGGUGGCUGGGGUGCUUUUCUUCUUGGUGGCUUUGGUUCUGAGUGAUCACAGCUUUGCUCUGACAGUAGCUCUCCUGUAUUAGUUCUCUGUGGUUGCCGUAACAAGUUACUGCAAGCUUAGUGGCUCACAGCACAGAGAUGUCUUACCACUCAGUAGAAAUCCAAAGUGGACCUCAGAGGGCUAACUCAAGGGGUGGACAGGGCUGCAUUUCUGUCUGGAGCCUCCCAGGAAGAAUCUACGUCCUCACUGUUUUCAGCUUCUGAAACAGUGCUCCUGCUCCUUGAAGUACGACUCCACUCGUCUUCAGAGUCAGCAGUGUAACACCUGUCUGGCCUGCUUCGUCCUUCAUCUCUCUCCUUCUCUUCUGCUUCCCUCUUCGACUUGCAUGUAAAUAGAUAACUUGUUUAUUUGAGAGGCAGAAAUGUUUAAGUACGCCUGUGACUAGAUUGCAACUCAUCUGGGUUGAGAGAUCCAGACCCAUCUCCCUACUUUUACUUCAGCUGAUUAGUAACCUUGGUCCUGUCAUCUAAUCUGACACAUUGACAGUGUCAGAGGAUUAGGAUAUGGACCCCUUUUGGCCGUUAUUCUGUCUCCCACACUCACCUUCCAGGUGUUUUGGGUUCUUUUCUAGGUAAUGGUUUUCAGAGGGUCUGUGAAGUCACUUGGUCACUUGCCUUGUGUUGCUGUCCCGUUAGAUCUGUAGAUCAAGUGGCUUUCUGCUACAGUGUAAGCACCAGCAUUUGGAUCUAGGGAGAAUGGAACUCUGGUAGGGACAAUAGACAAGUGGAUAGAACCAACAACAGUCUUAGGUUAUUGCAGCUAAGACCAACAACUUUCAUCCAUUGGAUGUAGCAGAUUGCUGGGCCCCCAACUGUGAUUUGGGGCAAGCUGCUUUUCUUAGUGCUCUAGUAUCUCAGAUAAGUGGCUGUUUCCCAGUCCCUCGGUACUCUAGGUAAUGAGUGUUGAGGUUUGUGACUCUUCCCCCUUGAGAUCCUUAAAGAGACCCCUUUUCAUGUUUAAAAUGGUUAUCACUGAAAUGCCAUUGGGUCACUGGUUUUUAGGGUUGAAUCAUAGAUACGUGCAGGUAUUAUGCUAUUUGUAUGUUAAAAAUUAUUUAUAAUAAAGUGCUAAUCAACAGCAAAAAUGAGUCUUUCUUCUACCAGGCAAGCUUCUCCUUAACUCUUUCAGAUUACUGGUUUCAGAACACAGACAAACUCAUUUGGGGAUUUUGAAGUGGUUGUGAGUCUCCUAAAUUGAACCAUUUGUUUCCUGUACCUCAUUAAUCCUUUUCUUUACCCAGUGUCUUCUACCGAGGGAGUUGAGAAAAAUAUUGGUUCUCAUGCAUUUAGAGAGAAGACUCCAAGCAGGGUGGUACUGGAAGUCACAGAUAUGAACAGAUUCUUGGUCCAGAGCCAGGGUGCUGAAGGGAUGGUAAUUUCACUGUAAUGUU
Messenger RNA from Ochotona princeps (American pika), 2426 nucleotides. It is a transcript of the gene TMEM218, whose product is annotated as transmembrane protein 218. Bases 212 to 580 code for a protein of 122 amino acids. The record is from RefSeq and is a predicted model, not a curated record. Lineage: Eukaryota; Metazoa; Chordata; Mammalia; Lagomorpha; Ochotonidae. The transcript has 3 exons.